Messenger RNA from Lotus japonicus, 438 nucleotides. RefSeq names its product protein GL2-INTERACTING REPRESSOR 1-like. The record is from RefSeq and is a predicted model, not a curated record. Bases 1 to 438 code for a protein of 145 amino acids. The transcript is spliced from 2 exons. NCBI's taxonomy places the organism in Eukaryota, Viridiplantae, Streptophyta, Magnoliopsida, Fabales, Fabaceae.
AUGGCCUUGAAGGUUCACCCUUUCUCACCACACAGAUCAGUUUUCUGUUGCCAGAAGCUUGUUGUGGUUCCAGCCGUAAAACAGAGGAAAACCAUGAGUCGCAGAAAUGGAAGUGGUCCAAAGCUUGACUUGAAGCUGAACCUGUCACCACCGAGGGUUGACCGGAGAAUGGAGUCACCCACACGAUCGGCGACGGUGUCGCCGACCUCACCGCCUAGCUCGUGCGUGUCCUCCGAGGACAACAACCCCCCAACAAACUCUGCUAGCCCUGAAGCUACUUCCAUGGCGCUUGUAGGUUGCCCUUGCUGCCUUCUGUAUGUGAUGGUCUCUGAGGAAGACCCCAAAUGCCCACAGUGCCGCAACACCGUUCUGCUCAAUUUCCUCCAUGAAUACAACAACGAUGGAACCCCCAAAAACCCAACCAACAAGAGGAGCUAG